AUCUCACCCCUCCCACUCGCAGCCGUCCUCCUCUUGCCUGUGUUUAGGAGAUCCAUGUCCAUCAUCCACCUCUGGACGGUCAAGUUCGCUGGCACGUCACGUCCGCACUUGAACUUGCAGCAGCUCAGGGGGCUUCGCUUAGACUUUCCAUUCCGGUUUUGAGGUCUUCUCCAAGAAACCAUGAAGCCCAACGCAAGCGUCUUAUCACUACACGCGCGCCUUCUGUAGGCUACUAAUCUCUGUAAUUCAUGUGGGAUACCCGAUGCAUCGCUGAAGAAGAUUUUUACUCUGGACUCUCUGAAGACUCUGGCGCUUCCCAAUGUGAGCCCAGCUGAGACCGUGUCCAACAUGUCUCGCCGCAAGCAGGGCAAACCCCAGCACUUAAGCAAACGGGAGUUUUCGCCUGAGCCCGUGACGGCAGGUAUCCCAGAGGACGGGGAAAGCCAUUCCGGAUCGGAACCAUCCACCCCUAAAGGGGACCAGGACCUCCUCACCUGUGGUCAGUGCCGCUCCAGGUUUCCUUUGGCUGACAUCCUGGUGUUCAUCGAGCACAAACGAAGGCAGUGUCAGGACCACAUAUGCAUGGACAAAGGUUCAGACCUGCCACCGUCGCCUCCACCCCCAGGCCUGCGGCGAGCCUGCGUCCCAGUGGAGGUGGCAGUUCAAGUUUCGCCCCAUGGAGAGGAGCAUUUUGCCUCCAAGCCACAUGGAUUACGGCCCAAGCAGGAGAAUUUAACAGAAAAAGAUGAGCCCAGCAGCUACACUUGCACAACUUGUAAGCAACCCUUCAGCACGGCUUGGUUCCUGCUACAGCAUGCCCAGAAUACUCAUGGUUUCCGAAUAUACCUGGAGAGUGAACCUGGAAGCCCAUUAACUCCUCGGGUGGCCUCUGCUCCAGGCAUGGGCGGUGACUGUGCCUCGCAGCCACCACUACAUGCAGCCCACCUGGCAGACAGUAGUCCCUAUAGACUGAUGAGGAUAGCCAACAGAGAUGGGUCCUUGGUUCCUAGAGAAGGCAGAUAUCCCAGGACACCUCCACUCUUUAGUCCCCCACCACGGCAUCACAUGAGCCCAGACGAUCUGGCUUUGGCCCCCCACCACCCAAGCGCCUUUGACAGAGUAAUGCGUCUUAAUUCGGUACCCUUGGAUUCCCCAUCUAUGGACUUCUCAAGACGACUACGGGAACUGGCAGGUAACUCUGCUGGGUCUUCUCCGCCCAUGUCACCCAACAGGCCUAGCCCUAUGCAACAGCUAUUGCAGCCAUUCCAACCAGGGGCGUCUCAUUCUCCUUCUGGACCUCAUUCAACACCCACUCAACAAACUCCAACCAUGCCAGCUGUGAAAGCAAAAUCUUGUGAGUUUUGUGGAAAGUCCUUUAAGUUCCAGAGCAACUUAAUCGUCCACAGACGUAGUCAUACUGGAGAGAAACCUUACAAGUGCCACCUCUGCAACCACGCCUGUACUCAGGCCAGCAAGUUGAAGCGGCACAUGAAGACUCAUCGGCACAAAUCCUCCUCUACUACCUCCAAAUCAGAUGAUGGUCUUUCAACUGCCAGUUCACCUGAACCAGGCACGAGUGAUUUGCUAAGCAGUGCCACCAGUGCUCUUAAAUCUGUGGUGGCAAAGUUUAAAAAGGAGAACAACAGCAUGAUCCCAGAAAAUGGACAGGAGGGAGAUGAAGAAGAUGAUGAUGAUGAAGAGGAGGAGGAGGAGGAGGAGGAGGAAGAAGAAGAGGAGGAGGAGGGGGAGGAAGAGGAAGAAGAAGAAGAGGAUGAGGAGAGUGAGGCUAGUGAGAGGAAUGAUAUAAUCUUUAGCUUGAGCCUAGAAGGUGCACGUCACCAUGAGAACAAUAGACAGCGACACAUAAAAAAUGCUGAGGGAAUUCAGGACUAUCGAGAUGCCCUAAAACUUUACAAACGAGGGGAUCACAGAUCAGCUAGUGAGACAGGUGGUGAUGAAUCCUCACAAGAGUCUAAUCAAGUCAACAAGGAAUAUGGACCCAUUGUAAAUGGAACAGCCUCCUACCCAAAUGAUGAACUUUCAAGAAAACUUCUUGCCGGUAGUCCAGGAUCUGACAGCCCUCUCUCCAAACGCAUCAAGGAGGAAAAGGACCUUGAUCUUUCAGCUCCUACAAUCCCCAACUCAGAAAACGUAUACUCACAGUGGCUGGCUGGAUAUGCAGCAUCACGCCAGCUUAAGGAUCCUAUUCUCAACUUUGGGGACUCAAGACAAUCACCUUUUGCCACCUCUUCAGAGCACUCCUCGGAGAAUGGAAGUCUAAGGUUCUCCACUCCCCCUGGGGAGCUAGAUGGAGGGACAGCCUCUGGGCGCAGUGGCACGGGAAGUAGGGCCAGUACACCCCACCGACCCAGCUCCAAGGAUGGUCGACGUAGUGACACAUGUGAGUUUUGUGGCAAGGUCUUCAAAAACUGCAGCAACUUGACAGUACAUCGGCGCAGCCACACUGGCGAGAGGCCGUACAAGUGUGAGCUUUGUAGCUACGCCUGUGCUCAGAGCAGCAAGCUAACACGGCACAUGAAGACGCAUGGACAGACAGGCAAGGACGUUUACAAAUGUGAGAUAUGCCAUAUGCCUUUUAGCGUCUACAGCACUUUGGAGAAGCACAUGAAAAAAUGGCACAACGACCAGCCCUUAAGCAUUGAAAUUAAAAUGGAGUAAAUUUUACAAUGUCUUUCGCAGUACUAGAAGAAAAAUAUUUAAAGCACAGCGUCAGUUAAAUAUGCUGGAUGAAAAUUUGUCAAAAUGACUCUGAGCCUCUCUAAUGUGCAAUAACUAAGUGUUUUGUACUUCUUUUCUUACUGGUUGGCAUGUUUUCAUGUGUUAGCUGAAUUGAUAAGAAUUAGCGGUAACACUUUAUUUGAAUGUGUCCUUGUUACAGUGUAAUUAUAUACAUAAGUACUGAGUAAUAUUAAUUAUCUACAUGUAUUUACUAUAUGGUUAGGGUUAGGAUUAGGGUUUGGCUUAAGGUUACUUGCAAGUAAUAAUGCAUAAUUAAUUGUUAUUAUAAUAGUAAAUGCAUGUAACGUGUAACAAGGACACCUUCAAAUAUAGUGUUACUGAAUUAGCUGUGUUGCUGUUGUUACUGUAUUUUAUCAAACAGGACAUGUCAUGCUGCAAACAAUUAAUUUUUACAUAUCAUACAUUGUUGUAGUUGUAUUUUGUCAUUUAAGCCUGUAAUCUCUUGACUACCUACAUUCACACUGGGGUUUACACUGUUCAUUAGGGGUAUAGAUGAAUGUUUAAAUGGUAACAUUUUACUAAAAUACUAAAAGCGUUUGAAUUUUUAUUGUUGCUUGUGAAAAAAAAGAGUGCCUUGGGUGUUUAAUGCAUCUAUGGUUUCUGCCAUUUGCCAUAAGCCUGGGGAUUGUUCAAUGCAAAAUUAGGUUCUUGCAUCAAGUACCUUUUCGCUAAAUGCAGGAAUCCAGCAUAUGUUCUUGUGUAUUUCAUUUACUAGUAUAACAUGUUGUGUUUCUUUAAGUAUGAUUCUUUUUUUGUCAUGUUCAUGUCUUGGUGAGAUUUUACCUUGUGUUUUGGUAUCAAACGGACAGGUACAUUAGUAAGUUUUCUUUUAACUUAGGGUCUCAAUGUUUCUUUGGGUUUCCUAUGAAAGUUUUUUAGAAAGUAGCCCUGAAAAUGUGUUUUACCCAGUAGAUAGCCAGUUAAUUUGACUAUACUGAUACAUUUUUAUUUGGUGCAUGGUACAAAAAGCAUUUUAUGUAAAUAUGUCGAUUUUUAUAGAAUUCAUUUUUUUUGACAAGGUCAUCCACAAAAAAUUAACAAAUAGUCCCCGAAUAAACUGGUAAAGAGUUGACUGGAUUAAAAAUCCUUUAAAUUUUGAAUUAAGCUCAGAUUGGCUAGAAAUAGAAGUAGUUUAGCAAGACCAGUUUUAAAGCAGGAACAAUGUAGGAACGUGUUUCAGGAUAUUUAGACAUUUUUGGAUGAAAGUCUGAAUACCUUACAGUUAACUUGCUUGUAAACUGUUGUGUACUUCCACAACAUUUUCUUUUAUCUAACACUCUUCAGUUUCUAAAGCUAUGUACUGAAUAUACCCCUGUUUAUUAGCAAAGCACUUAGCCACAUUCAUGUAUUUUGUGCCCGUCGAGUUGACAUUCAGACUUGUUAUUCUCUACAUUAUCCCAUAGUGAAGUUUAUGAAUAGCACUUGCCACUGAGCCUAAAACUCUCUAUCUGUCCUGCUAAUCUACGGGCAGGUGGUUGAGUAUAAAACGAAACUGCUCUCUGAUGGCACAGAAAACCUGCACUGCUCAAGUGCUUUUCAUGUGUACAAGAGACACUUAAGAGAUAUUUCCUCUCAUAUGAACAACUUGAUGAGGUGUCAACAUUAUGUGAAAUUUAGUUAGAUUAGAUUUCUAAUCUAAAAAUUGAAGAAUACUGUUCAUUUAGGAGUUAGACUUUAAAUUGGAAGAGUGUAAAUUUGUUUAUCUCAGUGAAUACACUCCAAACCUGGUGAUUGAACAGACUUUUUUUUGUGAUACAUUUAAAAAUGAAUUAAUAAUUAAAUGUUCUGGGAUUUCUUUUUGUAAUACUUCUGUGUUUUUAACAGGAAAAUUAUUUAAAUUGUUCCAUUUUUUUUCCUUUUUUUUUUUUUUUUUGCAGUUCAUCUUUAUUUCUUGGUGGGUUACAAUGUACUAUGUAAAUACUAAAUGUUAUGUACAUUUAUUUUUCUUCUGAUUCUUUUUUUUUCCCUUCUUCUUGUUCUUGUUCUUUUGCAUAAACAGUUCUUCAGGAUCCAUUAUAAUGAAAUUGUAGGAGUACAUUUGGCAUUUUUCUAGGGCUGACUAAUGGUCUGUAAAAAGCUAUUGUGACACACUUCAGUUUGCCAUGUCAGUGUGUAGAGAAGAUCUGGAUUUAAUUGUUCAUCAAGAGUAGUCAAGAUAGUAUUUAUAUAGAGAUUAGAAUUCCAGACUGUUCCUUGUUCACUUUAAAGGUACAAAAUACCUGUAGUGUAGCUCAGCAUGCUGCCACCAUUUUGUGUUUCUUCUUAACUUGGCAGGAUAAUAUAGUGUGAAUCAUUUUAAUGUAUGGAUCUUGAAGAUGAGUUUCUAAGAAAAAGCUAUUUGGGGGUUAUACAGAUAAAAGGCUAUACAAUGGUCUGUUGACGCAAUCCUCUUUGAAAUAACACAAUGAUGAGGAACAGGUGGUUUUAUGAUCUCUGGCCUUUGGAUAUGCAGUAAAGUUUCAUAGUUAGUGGGUUUCCCUCUUUAUUUUAUCUCCCCCACAACCUGAAACAUUCCAGUCAUCUUUGAAAGAAUGGAUGUCAUAUGCAAUGCAAUGAAUCAAGAAUCAAUAAAUACAUUUAAAAUACAUUUUUAAAUACAACUGUACUAUUUGUCUUGAUUUGUUUUUAUUAAUGUCCAAACCCACCCGGAAACUAUGCCCACAGAACUCCUGCAGAAUUCCACAG
Messenger RNA from Carassius auratus (goldfish), 5445 nucleotides. RefSeq names its product B-cell lymphoma/leukemia 11A-like. The coding region runs from base 349 to 2679 and encodes 776 amino acids. Gene Ontology annotation, biological process: negative regulation of dendrite development; regulation of transcription by RNA polymerase II. Gene Ontology annotation, molecular function: RNA polymerase II cis-regulatory region sequence-specific DNA binding; DNA-binding transcription factor activity. NCBI's taxonomy places the organism in Eukaryota, Metazoa, Chordata, Actinopteri, Cypriniformes, Cyprinidae. The transcript is spliced from 3 exons. Gene Ontology annotation, cellular component: nucleus. The record is from RefSeq and is a predicted model, not a curated record.